GCCGCCCAACGCUGGGUCAGCCGCUGCGUGCACCGCGCCGUUGCUAGGGCGACGGUUAGGCGGAGGCGGCAGGAACAAGGCCGGGAAGCUGCGGCAGCCCCGGGGUUGGAGCGACGUCUGUGGCGAUGGCUCACGAAGGCUCGGAUAUGCCUUUGGAUGUGUUCAUAAAACUGGAACUGAUGUUUUUGAAGAGGCAGGAGAGACAGAUCCGGGACCGCGGGGUGACCCGAUCCAAGGCGGAAAAGGCGCGGCCUCCUGCGGUGCAGGUGCCACAGGUGGACAUCGUGCCUGGGCGGCUCACGGAGGCUGAAUGGAUGGCGCUCAUGGCUCUAGAGGAGGGAGAGGAUGUUGUGGGGGACAUCUUGGCUGAUCUGCUGUCGCGCGUCAUGGACUCUGCCUUCAAAGUCUACUUGACCCAGCAGUGCGUUCCAUUCACCGUUAGCCAGGCCCGAGAGGCCAUGCUACAGAUCACUGAGUGGCGCUUCCUGGCCAGGGAUGAGGGAGAAUCUGCAGUGGCCGAGGACCCCACGUGGGGCGAGGACGAGGAACCCUUUGCAUGCACGACGGAUGCCUGGGCUCAGGGAUCAGUGCCCGUGCUUCAUGCACCCGCCUUCAUGGGGCCAGAGGACACCUUCCAAGGCGAGGACCAAGGGAGAGUGAUGGCGAGAGGCUCUCAGGAGCAGAUGGAAUCUUGGGAGCAUUCUCCAGAGCUACAAUUCACUCCAGGCCCCCCACCUACCCCAGAGCUGUUUCAGGAGACAGGGUCUAGGGGUCCUUUAGUGGACUUGGACAUCCAGGCCAGAGACCACCAGGCCACUGUGCGGUCCUUGAACGUGAGCCGCCAGCCGUCGGUGGAGCUGGCUCCAGAUGGCAGUCCCCACCCUUCUCUGGAGCUGUCCCAGGUAGCCAGCACCCAGACCUUGGCCCGGAGGGCACAGCCCCGCGGCUCCCAGUCCUUGCUGGAGGACCUCCAUUAUUGCACGUCCCAACCGCACGUAGCUGGGGACGGGCUGAAGUGCAAGAAGGAGGAUGUGCCCCGCAUCAGCUCGGGGGUGUCGGGGGCCGGCCUUUCCUCGGGCUCUUCCACCACGCUGAGCCGUUUCGCCUCAUUAGAGCCACGGCAGCCCAGGUUCACGGAUGCGCUGCGGAGCGGACUUCCCUACAGGAUGGGCCUCAAGGCUGGGGCAUGUCUGGACCCCACGCGCCUGCCACGCCAUUGGGUGCGCCCGCUGGCCGAGGUUCUGGUUCCGGACUCUGAGGCACGCCACCUGGAAGCCUACCGCGGGCGCCGAAGGGUUGCGAAGACCAAGGCUCCCCAGCCCUCCGCCAGACCCCUAGCAUCCGGACCCGGCGUCCGCGUCUCCCCGACAGUUUUCUUCUCUCUCCCACCUAGCACUCCUUUCCAUGCCUUGGGCCGGAGCCCUGGCCUCCAGUCCCCCACUUUAAGCUUAGGCCUACCAUCGCCAGGCUUUGGGUCAAAAUUGCCCUUUCCCAGACCUGGGCUUGGCUUUCUUGCCACGCACCUGGCCUUCCCUGAUCUGGCCCGGAGCCCCAGCCCCAAACUGUGGCCUGGUGCCAAGUGGCCCAGUGGCUGGGAGGGGGAGGCUGAGUUGCUGGGCGAGGUGUGGGCCGGCCGCAGCCGUGUAAAUCCACAGGGCCUGGAUCCCAGGGACCGGGAGGGUCAGGAUCCUCACAGGUGGCCACAAAUGGCACCCCGAGUCCUUGAGGCCACGUCCCAGGUGAUGUGGAAGCCCAUGUUGCUGCCUGAUGCAAUGAAGCUGGCUCCUGGUGUGAGCAUGUGGAACCCAAGCACCCAGGUGCUGCUCAGGGCUGCAGUACCCCAGCAGGAGGACAAAGAAAGCGUCACCUCUCUCCCCAUUGAACAGCACCCCAUCCAGACAGAUGCCCCAAAGCCUCAGGUGUCCGUGGGAGAACUGGUUAAGCACCCAACCCCCAAAGUGUGGUCAUCCCUCCCCAAGCACCUGCCCUCUUCUGGGCCCUGAAGCUCAGGCAGUCUGUUCCUCCUUUCUGCUUGCCAGAAUAAACACCUGAGUCGCCUUAAGAGUUGGCCUGAUGUCUCUGUUUCUUCCAAGGGUGUUCACUCAGUAGUAGUUGUCCUGCAGUUCUAAAAGAAUAGAGAACACUGGUGCCAGGGAAUAACCCUGUUUCCACCCUUGGGAGACCCUGC
This is a messenger RNA of Ailuropoda melanoleuca (giant panda), 2188 nucleotides long. RefSeq names its product chromosome 4 C2orf81 homolog (gene C4H2orf81). NCBI's taxonomy places the organism in Eukaryota, Metazoa, Chordata, Mammalia, Carnivora, Ursidae. The transcript is spliced from 5 exons. The record is from RefSeq and is a predicted model, not a curated record. The coding region runs from base 126 to 2003 and encodes 625 amino acids.